GUCAUUUUAGGAAGGUGACCUGUGGGCCAUCAGACAGGGAGAGAAUGCGACGGGCUGAGCUCAUGACCAAAACGUCUGUGAGGAGGAGGUGAAUAGUAGUUUCGCUUGGGGCAGGACACACAUUGGGUCUUUAAAGCAACGGUUGCAAAAAGGACAAGAGCAGAACCAGUGAAUACUGUGAAAAGGUUGGAAAGAUAGCUGAGCCAGGAUCUGAGGAGUGGUCAGGAAGACUUGCGGUUCCAGUACAAGGCAGAGAAGAUGGAUACAGACCAGGGGCUGAAAUGGGCAACAGAAUUGAUUGAGCAGAAGCUGGCUCUGGAGGAGGAGCAACAGAAACAUUGCUCCUGUCCCCCUGCAAUGCCCCCAGAAGUGACACGGAUAGACACCCCACUUCUGGAAGAUGAGAAGCGGCAUGGACCUAUCAACAAAGGCCUUGAGGGGCUUAAGAGACAAGAAAGGGUGCGGAAGAGUUCCGUGGACCUAAGGCGGGAGAUCAUUGAAGUCGGUGGCACCCAGUACCUCUUUGAGCUACGCAAAAAACCAAAAAAGAAGAAGGAGGAGAAGAAACCAGAGCCUGAGCCAGAGGAAAUUACAGGCCCCGUGCCUGAAGAGAGCUUCUUGAAAGCUGCCGUGCAGGGCAAGGUGCAUGUGGUGGACAAGUUCCUGGCAGAUGGGGGCUCACCGGACACCUGUGAUGAGUUCCGAAGGACUGCUUUGCACCGUGCCUCACUUGAGGGAUACACAGAAAUUGCAGAGAAACUUUUGGCCCGAGGUGCCACUGUUGACUUCAGAGAUCGACUGGACUCCACAGCCAUGCAUUGGGCCUGCCGUGGCGGACACUUGGACGUGGUGAAGCUGUUGCAGGAGAAAGGAGCCAAUCUCAAUGUCAAAGACAAGCUUCUUAGCACCCCUCUUCAUGUGGCCACCCGCACCGGCAUGGCUGACAUUGUGGAGCAUCUAAUAAACAAUGGGGUGGAUGUCAAUUCCUGCGACCGGGAGGGAGAAAGCGCCCUGCAUGAUGCUGUGCGCCUCAAUCGCUACAAGAUCAUCAAGAUGUUGAUUCUGCAUGGGGCAGAUAUGAUGGGCAAAAACCUGGCUGGAAAAAGCCCUAUAGAUCUGGUGCAGUUAUGGCAGGCAGACACACGGGAAGUGCUGGAGAAGCAAGAACCAAAUACAACCGAGAUGCCAGCAUGAAGCACAGAUGGACAAAAGAAGACAGAUGGGACUCCAAACAAGGAUGGUUCUGGACUCAGAGUGAUUAAGGAUCAAUAAAGAACCCAUGCAAAGGAAAAA
This is a messenger RNA of Elgaria multicarinata webbii, 1293 nucleotides long. It is a transcript of the gene ANKRD2, whose product is annotated as ankyrin repeat domain 2. The record is from RefSeq and is a predicted model, not a curated record. NCBI's taxonomy places the organism in Eukaryota, Metazoa, Chordata, Lepidosauria, Squamata, Anguidae. The transcript is spliced from 9 exons. Bases 259 to 1194 code for a protein of 311 amino acids. Gene Ontology annotation, molecular function: protein binding.